Molecule: messenger RNA, 1486 nt
Organism: Meloidogyne enterolobii
Lineage: Eukaryota; Metazoa; Nematoda; Chromadorea; Rhabditida; Meloidogynidae
Source: the annotation of a GenBank genome assembly
AUUAAGCCAUUUUGUUUAUGAAUAUCUUGUUCAUAUGGGAGCAUCUAAAACUGCCGAUAUGUUUAAAAAUGAGGUUCUUGCACAUAAUCCAAAUAUUCAAAUUGAUGUCUCUGCACCGCCUGGCUUUCUUUCAAAUUGGUUUAGUGUUUUUUGGGACCUUUAUUCUGUUCAAGCUGACAAAAAAGAUAAAGCAGAACCUUCAAAUGAUGCAAAAACUUAUCAUAAAAUGAUCUUCCCAGCUGGCGGUUUCCCUGAGGGAAUGGUUAACGGGGGAGGAAUAUAUGGACAUCCUGGGUUUCAUAAUCCAAAUAUGGGCCAAGCUCCUGGUUUGCCUCCUCCACCUCAAUCUCAAAAUAUGCCUGAUGGUAUGUUUCCGGUUGGUUAUUUUAAUGGAACACGUGGUGGUCCUCAGCCUGGUCCUUCUCAAUCUUCUAAUCAAGCUUCGCCUAUUCCAGGUGGACCUUCUAACAGAUUUCCUCAACAACAAGGUACUCGAAGUGGGGCACCAACUCCCAACAGUUUUCAACCACAACAUCAAAUGAAUGCUGCUUCCUUCCAAAUGACCGAACAAAUGCGGAUGGCUUUCGUUCAACAGCAAAGACAAGGUGUCCAACCCGGAAGGAUGCCUAUGAAUAUGCCCCUUUCUGGUCAUCCAGGCAGGCAACAAAUUCGCCCACAAUUCUGUCCACCACAACAAUAUAUGGAUUCACCAUCUGGCACUCCACCAUUCACAGGUUCUAUAGCACAUAAUGGCGCAGUUUCUGCUGCAGCUGCUUCGGCUAUGUGUUCUUCUUCCGCUUCUUUAAUGUCUCCUACAGCCUGUGUUCCUUCUCAACAACAAAUACCUCAUGGUGUUUUAAUGGGUGGAGGGUCUGUCCCCGGACAAAUGCAGGGACCAUCUGGUGAUGUAACGGGAGUUGGUCCUGGCUCUGCCGAUCCUAAUUUUAUGAUGAUGAGUGCUGGUGGUGGUCCUCCUAGUGGAAUGCAAUCACAGUUUUUAAAUCACAAUGAUGGAGGAAACGGUGGCAAUCCAACGGCUACAUCGAUUAGACAACAAAUAGAAGCUGCUGAAGGCGGAGAUUUAAAUGGAGGUGGAAAUCAACAACAAAGCAGUCAAUUACAUUCAUUAUUGAAUGGGACAGGAGGAGGGGCAAGUGGAGAUAUGUCUAUGGAAAUAAAACAUUCACCUGCAUCUGUUCAUCAUUUUGCGGGUAGUGGAAGUGUACCAGGAACAAGUUGUCAACAACCAGGCAUAAAUGGUGGAACACCUACGGGGGGAGGAGGCCCUUUAGGUAGUGUUGGUGGCCCUAGUUCUGUUCAUUCUCAACAAAGUGGUAGCAAUAAUAAAAUCCAACAACAACCACCAAUCUCUGAAGCAUUAGAAAUGGCUGGACAUGUGGGGAAUCAUCAGAGUGAUGAAAUUUCCAAAAUUAAAGCAGGUCUAUUGGAAGGAUUUCCCCAAACUCAUCAAUUUCAGCAGCAAUGA